AUGAACACAAUAGUCCCACUUAGCACUCGAGGACCCUCAUCUCCUGAAGGCUCCAUCACUGCAUCAACGACAUCUACAACGCCUUCUAGCUCUCCACCAUCGUCAUCUAAAUCUGCUCCAUCGUCUGCUGGGUUUCUUAGUCCUCCUGCCUCUCCUCAACCUGAGAAACAUGCUGCAUCUGGUAUAAUGGGCUCGUCUACAGUUUCCACAAGCACCACAACUGCUAGGACCUCUUCAAGAACAGCCACGAAAUCAAACCUGAUUUCAGGAACUGUCCUUGACGGUCUUAAUGACAACCUUCAUCGCCUGGUUACUCCGGCCCUUUCACCUACCUCUUCUGAUAGGAAUAAUGACGAAAAUGUGCAUGAAAUUGAUCACGAAAUCGAUAUUAGUCUACCUACCCCCGUCUCCAGUACCGGAGACCACUUCAAACUUUUUGCAUCGUCUUAUGACUUGUUAUCUUUGGAUGCUGUUGCAAAACGUACUACUUCUCACUUGACCCGAGUGCUGGGUACCAACCAUCAUACCCCUACUAUGAUUCCUACCUGUAUGACUUGUCUGCCAAGUGGGAAAGAAAUUGGUACCUUUCUCUCGGUCGACUUGGGAGGUUCUACUUUUCGAGUGGCCUUUGUAUGCUUGAAGGGCCCUGGUAAGCAGAGUGAGAUUGUUUACAUGUCGGUUGUGCCUGUUCCUGAUUCGGUGAAGCAAGGUUCAGGUAACGAUUUCUUCCUUUGGAUGGCACACGAAGUCAAGAAAGGUGUCGACAAGGUUCUACCUAACCAACCCAAGUCGGUUCCUAUCAACAUGGGCAUUUCAUGGAGUUUCCCUUUCGUACAAACUGCUAUGCAUACUGCAAUUAUUGAGAAGAUGGGCAAAGGUUAUAACGUUGCGGAUGAGAUCUCGGGCUGGAAUCUUGGCAAGUCUUUUGAAAAUGCAUUUGAAAAGUUAGAUCUAAACAUAAAAGUUACUGCAAUUGUCAAUGAUGGUGGUGCCUGUAUGAUUUCUAGAGCUUACGCUGACAAUGCGACCAAGAUCUCGCUUAUUCUCGGUACAGGCAUCAACGCAGGAAUUAUGGUUCCCAGUCAUCUUAUUGGUGAAGCCAAGCUUGAGUCAAUUGCCAGUGGUAAGCCUGCACCUACUUACAUGAUCAAUACUGAAAUUUCCAUGCUUGACGAUACGAUUGUUCCUGCCAGUAUCUGGGAUGUCGAGCUUGAUGCUGCCAUUGAAAGACCCGGUUUUCAACCUCUCGAAACCAAGGUCUCUGGUAGAUACUUGGGCGAAAUUUCUCGUUUGAUUAUCCGCGACCUGGUUCUAAAUAACACACUUUGCGGUGGUAUUCUUCCUGAAAAAUUAGACGUUCCUUACAGUUUGGAGUCUUCACUUAUGUCCGACAUUGAGGAGCAUUUCCGCAACUCUCGGCUUGACCUGGCACGUGAUGCUUUUCUCAGAGCUCACCCUCAUCCCUACCUCAGCGACUCGGACCUUGACCAAAUUUGUGAUGUCUUUGUCAAUGUUUCCAACCGAUCGGCUGCUUUCACUGCUGCUGUUCUUGUUGGUUUGGCUGAUAUCAUCUAUCAGAACACUGCGCACUCAUCUGCCGAGUCCCAAUCUUGCAUUAUAUCCUAUACAGGGACCGUUAUAGAGAAGUAUCCUUUGUUCCGCAAACGAUGCCAACAAUUCCUCGAUUCAUUAUGUGCAUCGCGAGGCAUCCAACUUCGCCUGGAGUCCUCUGAAAAUGGCUCUAUCUUUGGGCCUGUCAUUGCUGCCGCUAUGAACCACUGCAACUGA
This is a messenger RNA of Sugiyamaella lignohabitans, 1788 nucleotides long. RefSeq names its product hexokinase 2 (gene HXK2). The coding region runs from base 1 to 1788 and encodes 595 amino acids. The transcript has a single exon. Gene Ontology annotation, biological process: glycolytic process; intracellular glucose homeostasis; glucose 6-phosphate metabolic process. Gene Ontology annotation, cellular component: cytosol; mitochondrion. The record is from RefSeq and is a predicted model, not a curated record. Gene Ontology annotation, molecular function: ATP binding; mannokinase activity; glucokinase activity. Lineage: Eukaryota; Fungi; Ascomycota; Dipodascomycetes; Dipodascales; Trichomonascaceae.